Eruca vesicaria subsp. sativa (arugula) is the source of this 2106-nucleotide messenger RNA. The record is from the annotation of a GenBank genome assembly. Lineage: Eukaryota; Viridiplantae; Streptophyta; Magnoliopsida; Brassicales; Brassicaceae.
AUGUCAACCAACCACCCAAAGAACGAGGCAUAUCUCUCUGCAGUCAUCCCCAAACGCAUCAAACUCUUCGAGCAGAUCCAAUCCCACCAGCUCCAGAACCUCAAAUCCCUCCCACACGAUCCAAUCAAGAUAACGUUACCUGAUGGAACCGUGAAAGAAGGGAAGAGAUGGGAGACUACACCAAUAGAUAUCGCCGGGGGAGUAUCAAAGGGUUUGGCUAACUCUGCGUUGAUCUCAGCGGUUAACGAUGAGCUUUGGGAUAUGAGUAGAGUCUUGGAAGGUGAUUGUAAGCUUGAGUUGUUUAAGUUUGAUAGUGACAAAGGAAGGGAUACUCUUUGGCAUUCUAGUGCUCAUAUUCUUGGUCAGGCUCUUGAGCAGGAGUAUGGGUGUCAGCUUUGUAUUGGACCGUGUACUACGAGAGGAGAGGGUUUCUACUAUGAUGCGCUUUAUGAUGGCUUGACGCUGAACGAUGAUCACUUCACUAACAUUGAAGCUGGUGCUGCUAAAGCUGCUAAGGAAGCGCAACCAUUUGAAAGGAUUGAAGUGACAAAAGAUCAGGCGAUUGAGAUGUUCUCUGAUAACAAUUUUAAGGUUGAAAUCAUCAAUGAUUUACCUGCUGACAAGACCAUUACUGUCUAUAGAUGUGGUCCUCUUGUUGAUUUGUGUCGUGGACCUCACAUACCAAACACUUCUUUUGUGAAAGCAUUCAAGUGUUUGAAGGCCUCAUCAGCUUAUUGGAGGGGUAGCAAAGACCGUGAGAGCUUGCAGAGAGUCUAUGGAAUAUCUUAUCCAGAUCAGAAACAGCUAAAGAAAUAUCUUCAAUUUCUAGAAGAAGCCAAAAAGUAUGACCAUAGACUAUUGGGCCAGAAGCAGGAACUUUUCUUUUGUCAUGCACUCAGGUUCUUUCAGUGCUACUCAACAAUGUUUUCCUCUUUGAGUUUCACUACUCAUAAUACUUUGAUCUUCAGCCCUGGGAGUUAUUUCUUCCUUCCACACGGCACUCGCGUGUAUAACAAGUUAAUGGAAUUUAUUAAGGAGCAAUAUUGGAAAAGGGGUUACAAAGAGGUUAUAACACCAAAUAUGUACAACAUGAAGCUAUGGGAAAUCUCUGGACAUGCUGCAAAUUACAAGGAGAAUAUGUUUACUUUUGAAAUUGAGAGCCAGAAGUUUGGGCUCAAACCUAUGAAUUGUCCUGGUCACUGCUUGAUGUUCCAACACAAGGUUCGCUCAUAUAGAGAUUUACCUAUUAGACUGGCGGACUUUGGAGUGUUACACCGCAAUGAGGCAAGUGGAGCACUUAGUGGGCUGACUCGUGUCCGACGGUUCCAACAGGAUGAUGCACACAUAUUCUGUACAGAGGAUCAGGUCACUGAUGAAGUGAAGGGUGUGUUGAAGUUCAUUGACGAUGCUUACACAAUCUUUGGCUUUACCUAUGAGUUAAAGCUUUCGACGAGGCCAGAAAAGUACCUUGGACAUUUGGAAACAUGGGAUAAAGCUGAAAAUGAUCUCAAAGUAGCCUUAGAUGCUUUUGGAAAGACAUGGACGUUGAAUGAAGGAGAUGGUGCGUUCUAUGGUCCAAAGAUAGACAUCACAGUGUCUGAUGCAAUGAAUAGGAAAUUCCAAUGUGCAACUUUACAGCUUGAUUUUCAACUUCCUGCUCAGUUCAAACUAGAGUACUCAGAUGACGACGAAACAAAGAAGCCGAAGCCGAGACCUGUGAUGAUACAUAGAGCAGUGUUGGGAUCAGUGGAGCGUAUGUUUGCUAUAUUGUUGGAGCAUUACAAAGGGAAAUGGCCCUUCUGGCUUAGUCCACGUCAGGCCAUAGUUUGCCCUAUAUCAAACAAGUCUGAGGCAUAUGCAUUACAGGUGAAGAAAACAAUUCAUGAUGCUGGGUACUAUGUUGAUGCUGACAUAACAGACAGAAAGAUUGAUAAAAAGGUGCGAGAAGCUCAGCUUGCGCAGUACAACUACAUACUUGUAGUUGGUGAAACUGAAGCUGUUACAGGACAGGUGAGUGUUCGGAUAAGAGACAGUGCAGCCCACUCGGUGAAGAGCAUAGAGGAUUUGCUGAAAGAAUUCAAGACCAAGACUGAUGAUUAUGAAUGA